CGGAAGUGACGCGGUUCACGAAUGGUGCAAUAUGUGACUGAUGUUGCUACAACACGUGAGCUUCAGAUAAUCGAAGAAAGUAUUAAAAUUGACCAGUAUCUGGCCACAGCUUUCCUGUCAUCAACAAUAACAACCGCUUCAUUAUUUGUCGUUGCCGCCUUUGGAAGAGGAUUAUAUAAUUCGAUAUUCAACGAAAGUUCCCAUUGGCCACUUCCGCUGUCGCUAAGUUUUCCGUUUGACACGAGCCAUCCAGUCGUAUUCGUUAUCCUGUUUAUAUGGUCGAGUGCUGCGAUGUACAUGGUUGCAUUUGCUAGCGUGUCGAGUGAUGCAGCGUUUGCUGGAAUAGCCUCUAAUCUGGCAGCUCACUUUCAGUGCAUAAAACUCAGAUUUGUAGACCGAAGUUUUUCCAAUGAAGACGAGUCUUUAAAAAAAUUGAUAAAAUAUCAUGCAUCAACACUGCAUUUGUCACAAAAGCUAAUGGCUUCAUUUCGAGUGAUAAUUUUCCAGAACCUGUUGGUUGCUUCUGUACUGUUAUGUGCAUUGGGCUUCCAGUUGGUAAUGUUUCUUGGUUCUUCAAUCAUGUUCAUAUAUCUUGCAUUCGUUUCUGCUAUUGUAAUUCAAAUUACAUUUUUCGCAUAUUUUGGGUCAUUAUUGUAUCACGAGAGUACUUCAAUUGCUGACGCUAUCUACUGCAGUAAUUGGUAUGAAGCUUCACCUAAAACCAGACGGAUAUUAUUACAAUGUAUCAUGCGAGCUCAGCUUCCAGUUAAUACGAAAGCCGGAUUCAUGGUUGCUUCGUUGCCAACAAUGAGAGCAAUAUUGAGCUCAGCUGGAUCCUAUGUGGCACUUCUUCUGUCAUUCACAUGAGUUACUUAGAAUAACAAUAAUCAAUAAUUUUGAUACGUAGAUGAAUCGGUAUACGAAUAAACCUGCAUCAAUUGAGUAGCUUAACGAUUAUAGGCGCAUGUCGCUACAUCGUAUAGUAUUUUUCGUUUAUCUAUAUAUUCACAAAGAUUCUAGUAACGUUCAAAUCACUUGUUACAUUUGAUCAAUAAAUAAU
This is a messenger RNA of Wyeomyia smithii (pitcher-plant mosquito), 1060 nucleotides long. RefSeq names its product odorant receptor 45a-like. NCBI's taxonomy places the organism in Eukaryota, Metazoa, Arthropoda, Insecta, Diptera, Culicidae. The coding region runs from base 22 to 867 and encodes 281 amino acids. The transcript has 5 exons. The record is from RefSeq and is a predicted model, not a curated record. Gene Ontology annotation, cellular component: plasma membrane. Gene Ontology annotation, biological process: sensory perception of smell; detection of chemical stimulus involved in sensory perception of smell. Gene Ontology annotation, molecular function: odorant binding; olfactory receptor activity.